AUGCCUGGACAAGGAGGUGUCCUGCUGGUGCUACUGGCUGUGCUGACCCUGCCGGGAACGGGGGCUGUGAAAGUGAAGUACAGAUGGGUCCAGAUGGACUUCUACCAGCAGGCUGAGAGGCUGCAGCAGGAAGAUGGAGAGUUCUUGUUUGACUUUAAUGAGGAUGAGAUCUUCCAUGUGGACCUGCAAGGCACAGAGGCCCUCUGGCGCCUGCCCGAGUUCAUGAAGUUCACCUACGUUGAGGUGCAAGGAGCUCUGCAGGCCAUGGCUGUAACAAAAAGCAACCUGGAGGUCUCGAAGAUAAAUGCUAACUACUCUCAGGGAACUAUUGAGGCACCUGAGGUGACAGUGUUCUCCAUGGACCCCGCGGAGCUGGGGAAGCCCAACAUCCUGAUCUGCUACGUUGACAAGUUCUGGCCAUCUGUGGUCUCCAUCACAUGGCUGAGAAAUGGGCAGGAGGUGACCCUUGGUGUCCUCGAGUCUGUGUUCUACCGAAGGGCUGACUACAGGUUCCGCAAGUUCUCCUACCUGCCCGUCGUGCCCUCCCCUGGGGACGACUACCACUGCCGUGUGGAGCACUGGGGGCAGUCCAACCAUACCCUGAAGCACUGGGAUCCCCAGAUGCCUCUUUCCAUCUCAGAGAGCACCGAGACCCUGGUGUGUGCCCUGGGCCUGGCUGUGGGCAUCGUUGGCAUCGUCGUGGGCACCAUCCUCAUCAUCAAAGCCAUGAAGACGAACAGCACCCUUGGCCAGAGGGGUGUCCUGUGA
Messenger RNA from Indicator indicator, 768 nucleotides. RefSeq names its product RLA class II histocompatibility antigen, DP alpha-1 chain-like. NCBI's taxonomy places the organism in Eukaryota, Metazoa, Chordata, Aves, Piciformes, Indicatoridae. The coding region runs from base 1 to 768 and encodes 255 amino acids. The transcript has 4 exons. The record is from RefSeq and is a predicted model, not a curated record. Gene Ontology annotation, biological process: immune response; antigen processing and presentation of exogenous peptide antigen via MHC class II; peptide antigen assembly with MHC class II protein complex. Gene Ontology annotation, cellular component: MHC class II protein complex; membrane. Gene Ontology annotation, molecular function: MHC class II protein complex binding.